Messenger RNA from Humulus lupulus (European hop), 1565 nucleotides. Its product is annotated as alcohol dehydrogenase-like. NCBI's taxonomy places the organism in Eukaryota, Viridiplantae, Streptophyta, Magnoliopsida, Rosales, Cannabaceae. The record is from RefSeq and is a predicted model, not a curated record. The transcript is spliced from 10 exons. Gene Ontology annotation, cellular component: cytosol. Bases 172 to 1344 code for a protein of 390 amino acids. Gene Ontology annotation, molecular function: S-(hydroxymethyl)glutathione dehydrogenase [NAD(P)+] activity; zinc ion binding. Gene Ontology annotation, biological process: formaldehyde catabolic process.
GUUUUAAGACCAAAACCAUCUGAAUUUAUUGGUUUUCCAUUAAAAUAUAAAUAAAUAAAACCUCUUUGACAUUUUCACUCACUCUUUUUUUCAAGUAUAAAUACCCACAUAAACUUCAAAACCAUAUCAUCAUACAACAAACAGGUCAAUAUCUGAAGAGUUUAAAGCUAAAUGGACAAAAAGAGUUUAACCAAAACUAUGUCGUCGAGCACUGUUGGUGAAAUCAUACGUUGUAAAGCUGCGGUGGCAUGGGAAGCAGGAAAGCCACUGGUGAUAGAAGAAGUGGAGGUAGCACCUCCUCAGGCAAUGGAAGUUCGCCUUAAAAUUUUAUUCACUUCCCUUUGCCACACUGAUGUUUAUUUCUGGGAAGCCAAAGGACAAAAGCCAUUGUUUCCUCGUAUUUUUGGCCAUGAAGCAGGCGGGAUUGUGGAAAGCGUUGGUGAAGGUGUGACCGAUCUCAGGCCGGGUGACCAUGUGCUUCCGGUGUUCACUGGGGAGUGUAAGGAGUGCCGUCAUUGCAAAUCCGAGGAGAGUAACAUGUGUGAUCUCCUUAGGAUCAACACUGACAGAGGUGUGAUGCUCAAUGAUGGCAAGUCCAGAUUUUCAAUCAAGGGACAGCCCAUUUACCAUUUUGUUGGAACUUCAACCUUCAGUGAGUACACAGUUGUUCAUGUUGGCUGCGUUGCUAAGAUCAACCCUGCAGCUCCACUCGACAAAGUAUGUGUCCUCAGCUGCGGAAUUUCUACAGGUCUUGGUGCCACCUUGAAUGUUGCUAAACCUACAAAAGGUUCAACUGUGGCUGUAUUCGGACUGGGAGCUGUUGGCCUUGCAGCUGCUGAAGGGGCAAGAAUAGCUGGGGCUUCAAGGAUCAUUGGAGUUGAUUUAAAUUCUAACAGAUUUCAUGAAGCUAAGAAAUUUGGAGUUACCGAAUUUGUGAACCCAAAAGAUCAUGACAAGCCUGUUCAAGAGGUGCUUGCAAACAUGACUGGCGGAGGAGUUGAUCGGAGCAUUGAGUGUACUGGAAACAUCAAUGCCAUGAUCUCUGCCUUUGAAUGUGUCCAUGAUGGAUGGGGUGUUGCUGUACUUGUUGGUGUUCCAAAUAAAGAUGAUGCAUUCAAAACUCAUCCUGUGAAUUUUCUUAAUGAAAAGACACUGAAAGGUACCUUCUUCGGUAAUUACAAACCACGCUCUGAUCUUCCUUUGGUAGUGGAGAAGUACAUGAACAAGGAGCUUGAGCUGGAGAAAUUCAUCACUCAUGAAGUCCCCUUUACAGAGAUCAACAAGGCCUUUGAGCUGAUGCUUACAGGAGAGAGCCUCAGGUGUAUCAUUCGCAUGGAUGCAUAGGAGAAAAUCACCUACUUUUCCAAUCUGGGUUUGUGAAUGAAAGCAAUAACAUUAUGGUGAGCAUGUUUGUCAAAACAUGUCACACAUUGUAGGAAGUACAUUACAUUUUCUCUGAACUUCGUGACAAUUUUUCAUUGUACAUAUGAAAAUUACGCAGUUGAUUUAAGAUGGAUUAUGUAUGUGUUUGAUGUUGUAAAUAGAACCAGUACUCUUUUUUUCUC